AAUUCUAUGAGUUGUCUUGACCUGGUGGUAGAAGUGGGUACCAUUCCCCCAUCUCUCCCUUUCCAGGGGGCGGGCGGUGUUUGUCCGAGUGGCUCUUGGACAUCACACCUGUACUGAUUCCUCAUUAGGGUGACCCGAUAGCAAAUGUGAAAAAUCUGGACAGGGAGGGGGGUAAUAGGUGCCUAUAGCACAUCUGGUCAUCCUAUUCCUGAUGCUCUUUGGGGCUCUCCCCUGUGCUCCCUGUUAGUGGGGCGUUGUCAGGAGAUAGUGACUCUGUCCCAGUCUCUCUUCUGUGCUGCAGGCAGUGCAGUCAUUCCUUCAUACCCCCCAGUGUCCGCCUUCAGGUUUGUGGUCACUAACUAAGGUUGGUCAGAGUCUGCCUUAGUACCGAGGUGAUCUAACUCCUUGGCCUCGCAUGGUAGGUCUCUGCAGAGAUCUGGAGCCGGCCAGCUUGUCAGCUUCAAUUGUUUCAUCCCUUCCCAUCCAUCCAAUGAAAAGCAUCUGUUCUGGCACAGGAUCUCAGAUGCUUUGCAGUCAGCCCUCGUGAACCCUGCUGUGAAACACGGGAUUUUUAUCAGCUCCAUUUUCCAAUUGCAGAAAUUGAAGCACACAGGUUUGCCAAGGUCACUCAGAAGCACUGACAAAUCUGAGACUAGAACCUCAGAGUCCUGACGUUCUGUUUCAGUAACUAGACCACACUGCCCUAAGGAAUAAGCUGUCCAUCUGCCAACCCAUCAUGUCAGUUCCUAAACCAGCAAUCUUGUUGAAUGGAAACCUGCUGAAAUAAUCAAAUAACACGAUUUUGCAGGAUGCCUGGACCAGCCUGCUUCUCCUGUGAUUUCAAGGUGUUGUGUAUGGAGUUGGGAAUAAAAAGACACUAUUUUUGUCUGUGGUUAUCUUUCCUUAGGGAGCAGGCCCAGCUAAAGGCAAAUGUUAUUGAGGAGGACACUGAAGAAUGGCAGAAAGAUUCCACCUUUGCAGGACUGGAGAGAGUGGGAGGGGUGGAUCUGUCUUAUGUCAAAGGAAAUGACACAGUUGCCUGCGCUUCCCUGGUGGUUCUCAGCUACCCAGAUCUUGAGGUGCUAUAUGAGGAUUGCCAGAUGGUGACCGUGAGUGCCCCCUACCUGGCAGGAUACUUAGCUUUUCGAGAGGUCCCUUUCCUGGUGGAAGCUGCUCAGAGACUUCAGGAGCGAGAGCCUGGGCUCAGGCCUCAGGUGCUGCUUGUAGAUGGGAAUGGCGUGCUCCAUCAUAGAGCAGGGUUUGGUGUGGCCUGCCACCUGGGGGUGCUGACAGGCCUGCCCUGUAUUGGUGUGGCCAAAAACCUCCUGCAAGUCGAUGGCCUGGCCAAGGAUGAGCAGCACAAGGGGCAGAUCCGCGACCUGCAGCUGGGAGGAGAUGUAUUCCCUCUGAGGGGCACCUCCGGGAGAGUCCUGGGCAUGGCCCUGCGCAGCUACGAUAAGAGCACAAAGCCCAUCUACGUCUCCGUGGGCCACAGGACGUGCUUGGAGUCGGCGGUGCGCCUCGUCCAGUCCUGCUGUAGGUACCGGAUCCCAGAGCCCAUCCGACAGGCUGACAUCAGAUCCAGAGAGUACAUCCGGAAGCACCUGUCCUCCCCACUGGGGGGCACAUCUCCUGGGCCAGGGAGGAAGGAAGAGGCUGAGCCCAAGCAUUAAUUUGGCCCCAGGAAGACACUGCCCAGCCCCAGUGUGAACUUGAGCCUUCCACCCCCUCUGGGAUCAGAGCUCCAAGAAGUCUCUACAGGGCAGCGUGGCUCACCGUCCACACCAGGAACUCAGGGUACUUCGUGGGGUGAAAAGCCAGGAUAACCAGAGAUUAACCAGGAGCUUCCCCCUGGGCUCUGCUAAUGGGGCAGGAGCCCCAGCCCCUGAUGGUUUAUAAAUUCUAGAGAAUAUUUUAUAUUCCAAUUUUGAAACCACACACUGUAAAAAUAAAUUUUCACCAGUGCUCGUACACUAACAAAGCAGUGUUUGGGAGUCAAGGGAGGGAUUAUUUGCAGCAAGACUGUGAGAAUUCACUUUGGGUGGUUUCUUAACAAACGAGUUAAAAACAGCAUGAAGCUCCCAGUUUGACACUGGCUUCUUGCCAAUCCCUUUAGUGACACAAUCUCAUGGACUUCCUGCUCCCCAACCUCCUUUUACCCUUUCCUCCCCCCUUCUCCAGCCUGGGUGUUUGUGUCACUUCACACAUCUCAGGGGAACAGAAGCCCAAUAACUAGUAGCUGCUGGUCCUGACAGACGGGCAGAGGACUCUGUGUUUUGGGUGGGCGUGUAACUCACAAGGGAGGUGCGGGAGCCAGCAAUCUGCUGCAUGGUUUGGAGGAGGGGAGCUGCUAGGCUCUAAGUCCUGAAUUUGGAUCCCUGGGAAGCAAACAGUCUCUCUGGUACACAGGUUGUGCAGUCCUUGGUCCAUCAGGUCUCAAUGGCUGCUGCUCUGCCUGCUGUCAGUUACCGAA
This is a messenger RNA of Chelonoidis abingdonii (Abingdon island giant tortoise), 2473 nucleotides long. RefSeq names its product endonuclease V (gene ENDOV). Gene Ontology annotation, cellular component: cytoplasm; nucleolus. Gene Ontology annotation, biological process: DNA repair. Gene Ontology annotation, molecular function: single-stranded RNA binding; RNA endonuclease activity producing 5'-phosphomonoesters, hydrolytic mechanism. The record is from RefSeq and is a predicted model, not a curated record. Lineage: Eukaryota; Metazoa; Chordata; Testudines; Testudinidae.